Trypanosoma rangeli is the source of this 828-nucleotide messenger RNA. RefSeq names its product small GTP-binding protein RAB6. Gene Ontology annotation, molecular function: GTP binding; GTPase activity. The record is from RefSeq and is a predicted model, not a curated record. Bases 1 to 828 code for a protein of 275 amino acids. NCBI's taxonomy places the organism in Eukaryota, Euglenozoa, Kinetoplastea, Trypanosomatida, Trypanosomatidae. The transcript has a single exon.
AUGCAGUCUGACGGAGUGAAGGAGGAGGAGGGAGCAGUGAACAGGACAUCCGCUUCGAGGGGGAGGCAGGGAGGGAGCAGCACGGGCAGCGCUUCGGUAACCGUGGCUGGCUUGCCUCUGGCCCCGGUGGUAAAGCACAAAAUUGUGCUCCUGGGUGAUCAGUCUGUAGGGAAGACGAGCCUUGUGACGCGGUUCAUGUAUGACACGUUUGAUCAGCAGUACCAGGCCACCAUUGGCAUUGACUUCUUCUCCAAGUCCAUCCCUGUCGACAAUCGCACGGUUCGCCUGCAUGUGUGGGACACGGCGGGGCAGGAGCGCUUCCGUUCACUCAUUCCUAGCUACAUCCGCAACAGCUCCGGCACCCUUGUAGUGUACGAUAUCACAUCCCGAGCCUCUUUCCGCAAUACAUUCAAGUGGGUUGACGAGGUGCGAGCUGAACGGGGCGAGGAUGUUGUCAUCUUCCUCGUUGGUAACAAGUCUGACGCACAGGACAGGCGCGUGGUGAGCACAGAGGAGGCGCAAAAGAAGGCGGGGGAGUAUAACCUUGUGUUUAUGGAGGUCAGCGCCAAGCAGGGAACAAACGUCAAGGCGCUUUUUAGGAAAAUGGCCGAGGCCCUUCCUUUGUCGGACGACAACGACAACGCCGUCAGCAAAGGGAGUGGUGCUAAUGCGGGGGGCAAUGGCGGUCAGUCGGUGGUGUUGGGGAAGCAGCGGGACCCGUUCCUUCUAACUCCCUCGCGGAUGCAUGAGGGUAAUCAAAGCGGGGCCCAAAACAACAACAAUGGUGGCAGCGGCAACAUGGGCAAUAGGCAGGGCGGCUGCUGCUGA